UGCGGUCUUUACAGAUUGGCAGCUCCAGUGGCCAACCCGAAUAUUCCUCCACGUCGGCAGGAUUGAGGAAGAUGGACGCGGUGUUACUGGACCCCUCAUUGUACACCGUGAAAGCGGUUCUCAUUUUAGACAACGAUGGAGAGAGGCUCUUUGCUAAGUACUAUGAUGAAACCUAUCCAACUGUGAAGGAGCAAAAAGCCUUUGAGAAGAAUAUCUUCAAUAAAACGCACAGGACAGACAGUGAAAUCGCUCUCCUUGAGGGUCUGACUGUGGUAUAUAAGAGCAGCAUUGACCUGUACUUCUAUGUUAUUGGAAGUUCCCAUGAGAAUGAGCUCAUGUUGAUGGCUGUUCUGAAUUGCCUUUUCGAUUCAUUGAGUCAGAUGCUAAGAAAAAAUGUAGAGAAGCGAACACUUCUGGAGAACAUGGAAGGACUGUUCCUUGCAGUUGAUGAAAUUAUAGAUGGAGGGGUCAUUUUGGAGAGUGACCCCCAGCAAGUGGUUCAUCGUGUUGCACUGAGGGGUGAAGAUGUUCCUCUCACAGAACAAACGGUCUCUCAGGUGCUGCAGUCUGCAAAAGAGCAAAUCAAGUGGUCACUCCUCCGAUAGCGUAUUCAUCUGUUCUAAGACGUGUUCAUUCCAUCUUUUUGGGACCUCCUGCCCUAGUUCCCAGUUCUUACCCUUUGUCUGUUCAUAUCCCACUGGUUUGGGGCAGUGGCACUGACGUCUACCACACCUUUGCAGCAGCAAGGGGCAAUAACUUGCAUUACUAUUGUACGCCUUGUUAAAAUUCUGAUUUGAUUUGUCCAACCUUAAAAUGUUGCUACCGGCUCAGUAUGUGGGGACAUUGGGUGAUCUCCUGUCCUGCUGAUGGUAAGAGCCUAAAUGAA
This is a messenger RNA of Nanorana parkeri, 886 nucleotides long. RefSeq names its product coatomer protein complex subunit zeta 1 (gene COPZ1). NCBI's taxonomy places the organism in Eukaryota, Metazoa, Chordata, Amphibia, Anura, Dicroglossidae. The coding region runs from base 72 to 605 and encodes 177 amino acids. Gene Ontology annotation, biological process: intracellular protein transport; retrograde vesicle-mediated transport, Golgi to endoplasmic reticulum; intra-Golgi vesicle-mediated transport. The record is from RefSeq and is a predicted model, not a curated record. The transcript is spliced from 9 exons. Gene Ontology annotation, cellular component: COPI vesicle coat.